Lagenorhynchus albirostris (white-beaked dolphin) is the source of this 894-nucleotide messenger RNA. It is a transcript of the gene RAMAC, whose product is annotated as RNA guanine-7 methyltransferase activating subunit. The transcript has 4 exons. Gene Ontology annotation, molecular function: RNA binding. Bases 192 to 548 code for a protein of 118 amino acids. Lineage: Eukaryota; Metazoa; Chordata; Mammalia; Artiodactyla; Delphinidae. Gene Ontology annotation, biological process: RNA 5'-cap (guanine-N7)-methylation. The record is from RefSeq and is a predicted model, not a curated record.
UUCAUAGGCCCGCCUCGGCCUUAGCGCGCCGGAAGCGGAAGUCAGGCCGUGGUCGGAGUCUGGCCAAAGUGGAUCUGUUACCUUGGAGAGCUGAAGCGGUCCGGAGGUCCUGUGACGGUGUUCUGGCUCGGAGAUCUAAACAAUCUAAACAUUAAACGGUACAGCUGCCUCAAAUCCCUGGGAAUUUCAGAAUGACUGACACUUCUGAAGCUAUUCCAAAUUUUGAAGAGAUGUUUGCCAGUAGAUUCACAGAAGAUGACAAAGAAUACCAGGAAUACCUGAAACGCCCUCCUGAGUCCCCUCCAAUUGUUGAGGAAUGGAAUAGCAGAGCUGGUGGGAACCAAAGAAAUAGAGGCAAUCGGUUGCAAGAUAACAGACAGUUUAGAGGUAGGGAUAGCAGACGGGGGUGGCCAAGUGACAAUCGAUCCAAUCAGUGGCAUGGGCGAUCCUGGGGUAACAAUUACCCGCAGCACAGACAAGAACCUUACUACCCCCAUCAAUAUGGACACUAUGGUUACAACCAACGGCCUCCCUAUGGCUACUACUGAUAGAAAUGUCAGCAGCUUUUAGUAAAACCAUUUACUCUGUUAACAUGAUAAAAGUUUAUGUUGUAUUUUCUGUUGGUCAUAGUUUUACAUCUGAUUGUAGAGAGUGGAUUGAUGUUUUGGAACUUGAGACUUUUUUAAAAUUAGAUCUUACUGGAGAGAUAUGAUGGCUGCUGGAAAUAUCAAUAAAUACUCCCCUAAAAAGGCUGUGGAUUAUAUUGCUUGACUUCUACCUCAGAUUCUUCUUUAUUUCAUGACUUAAUAGUGCUUUGAAUGUUGUGAAUUUUUUCCUUGUUUGACUUUCAGGAGUUCUUUGUUUUACACAGAAAUAAAAAUUUUACAUAGAAAA